Messenger RNA from Corylus avellana, 1307 nucleotides. RefSeq names its product cinnamoyl-CoA reductase-like SNL6. Gene Ontology annotation, biological process: steroid biosynthetic process. Gene Ontology annotation, molecular function: oxidoreductase activity, acting on the CH-OH group of donors, NAD or NADP as acceptor. The record is from RefSeq and is a predicted model, not a curated record. NCBI's taxonomy places the organism in Eukaryota, Viridiplantae, Streptophyta, Magnoliopsida, Fagales, Betulaceae.
AUGGGGUCAGUUUCUUGGAACAAGCAGCCAAAAUAUUACCUGUAUGUCACUGAGCACAGCAGCUGCAACACUGAAGAGAGGAGAGAGAGAGAGAGAGAGAGAGAGAUGGUAGAAAUAAAUCUGAUGGUGUGGAGUGCUUUGAAGGAGGGACAACAAAAUUGCAUUAAUAGUAAUCCAAACAGCUGCAGUUUGAGUGCUGCAAGAAAGAGGGGAUUGGUUUGCGUGACAAGUGGGAAUUCUUACCUGGCUUCCCACAUUGUGAAGGAGCUCUUGGCUCAUGCUUACUCUGUUCGUGUCACCAUCCAAUACCAAGUGGAUUUUGAUGACAUGAGAGAGCUGAUAGGAGAUGAAGAGAUAGAUCAACUAGAAAGUGUUGUGGUAGCAAACAUGGGAGAUGUGGACAGUCUCAGUGAUGCUUUUAGAGGUUGUCAUGCCAUUUUUCACACCUCCUCUUUUGUUGAUCCUCAUGGGAUCUCUGGUUAUUCUGAAUGGAUGGCAGUUCUUGAGGCUGAAGGGGCAAAGAAUGUCAUUGAAGCUUGUGGUAGAGCUGCAUAUAUAAAGAGAUGUAUCUUUACCUCCUCUCUUCUUGCCUCUAUCUGGAAUUGUGACAAUGUAGACAGGGUUGUUGAUGAGACUGCCUGGAGUGAUGAAGACUUCUGCAGAGAAAACAGGCUUUGGCUUGCCUUGGGGAAGACGAUGGCAGAGAAGGCUGCCUGGAGCAAGUCUGAAGAAAUGGAAGUGGAGCUUGUUACAGUCUGCCCUGGAUUACUCAUGGCCCCCUCUUUCCCAAAUGCUCACAGAGAAACCUCUAUACCAUACCUUAAAGGUGGCCAGAUCAUGCUACAACGAGGAGCCCUGGCUAUUGUUGAUGCUAAGAAGGUGGCAGCGGCACAUGUCCACGUUUACGAAGCUAUGGAUUGCGGAGCUUGCGGAAGAUACUUCUGCUUCCAAAGAGUGGUGCGAAGAUUGGACGACGCCAUUGAAGUAGAAAAUGGGUUGAACAUGCAUGGCUUAUUAUCAGAUUCAGGAGGAAGACAGCAGCUAGUCUUACCAGAAGGAUCAGGAGACCAAGAAAUAGAUAGCAAUCUUGAUAACUCCAAGCUUUCUAAACUCAUAUUACAAGCUUCUCAAAGCUUAUCUUGCAAACAGUGUUGCAAAUUCUCAUGGUCAUGAGAAAAAACAUUCUGGAACAAACUUCACUUAUUAGCCCGGUUUUUCAUCGUUUUUGUAAUUGUACCCUUCAACUUUUAAAAGUGUCAAUUUAGGGUUACUAUCUUCCAGAAAUUUGCAAUGUUAAUCAUCAUGUC